Chondrus crispus (carragheen) is the source of this 4515-nucleotide messenger RNA. RefSeq lists its product as hypothetical. Gene Ontology annotation, molecular function: RNA binding. Gene Ontology annotation, cellular component: cytoplasm; nucleus; transcription export complex 2. Bases 1 to 4077 code for a protein of 1358 amino acids. The record is from RefSeq and is a predicted model, not a curated record. NCBI's taxonomy places the organism in Eukaryota, Rhodophyta, Florideophyceae, Gigartinales, Gigartinaceae. The transcript has 2 exons. Gene Ontology annotation, biological process: mRNA export from nucleus.
AUGGUCUUCGGAAGCAAUAACCACGAAAACCGUAACCACUCGAAGGCCAACAGGUCAGGCCGUGGCUACCAACCGGGAGACCCGUUCGCUCCUUUGCCUUCUGCGACUGGCGAUCCGUUUGCCGCCCCAUCCCGCACUGACCCCUUUUCCAUCCCCCCCUCAGAGAAUCGCUUUUCGGGUGCUUCCACAGCUCCAGAUCCUUUUUCGCGUCCCUUGACUGCAGACCCUUUCCUCGCCCCCCCACCGUCGCAUCCCGCAAGCCGCCCUGGCCGUUCCGACAGGCCCUCUAACUUCGCAUUUGGUCAACCCCACCCCGGCUUCUCUGCAGCCGGAAGACCAAGCGCCUUCGCGAGCACGAGCAAUCAAAAUGCUUCAGAUUUUGGACUGCAGCAUACCGGCACCGCUUUCGGCACCCAGGCUGGCCCUUCGUCGGAACUUGCCGACCCAUUUGCUCCCCGUGGGCCGGUCAAUCAAGGACGAAACCGAAACGGCCCUGCUCCAAUUGCGACCUCAUCAGGAUCUAGGGAUGGGCAGGUCCCCUUUGGGCAUCGAACGCAACGUCCUUCAGCAGGAUUCCCGCAUGGUCCGAAUGGGCGCCGUUUGUCCUCCAAGCUCAUGCUCCCGCGCGUUCCUCAACGGAUGUUUAGUCGAGAGGCAGUCCUUGACCACUUCAAGAAGUACCCCGACGUCUAUCCGAUUGAAGUGUCGCUCCGCGGUUCUAACACGGCACGAGAUGGAAAGCGUACCGCUGUUAUCUCGUUCAGGACUCCGCAAGAAGCCACCACCGCCAUGCAGCAUAUUCGUCAGGACCACGACAAUUCAUUGCAGGUGCUGUAUUUCAAGGAGGGGCCCAUGCCUGGGACAAAUCCACAAACCUCCAUGGAUCAAGACUACCCCGAACCGCAUUACGAGCCGCGGCCUCAUCAGUCAACAGCCAUGUCGAAUGAGCUGCUAUUUUCCUUUGUUCCGAAAGAGCUAUUCACUGAGGAGGCCAUCCGUAACCUCUUUGAUAAUAUCUCGGAUAGAAGGGUGGUCUCCGUCAGUACAAAAGCGCGCACGAUGCACAGUGGCGCGCAGAAACGUACCGCGAUCAUUGCUUUCACGGAUGUUAGUGCAGCGAAGGCAGCACUUGACGGACUGCCCUUGUUCAAAGGCGAGCCUUUGCAAGUGAAAUAUCGAAACCGUCCUCCUCACUUGCAGAAGACGAGUAACCGCAACAGCGAUGACAACGGUCAUACGCGGCCUCAAGAUGCAGCUCCCUUUGGCCGGACAACCCCAGACGAUCCCAUUGCUCGCAUGGAAAACUCCGUGCAGGAACACCCACAGAGUGUCGCUCACACAAUGUUUGCGGGGGGAAACCAACAAGACCUAAAUACAAAGUUCACUCCGGGGCCGCCUGGUCCACGUACUUUGGGCCCUGGCCCGGGUUUUCAAACCCAGAACGUUCUUGCGCACGACAUGCAAACUAUGACGAAUACGAGAGUGAGCUGGGAGCAAGAGAAGGCGCAACUGCAAAGAAGCAUCGCCGAAAAGGAGCGGGAAGUCGCUCGUUUAAGGCGUAACGGUCGUGGCAAGUCGAAAAAACCUGAAGUGGGAGUCAACAACAAUAAGCCGAACCACUCAGGGGAACAAUCUAGACAAAUGUCAGGGGAAAGACUUGGAGUCCAGGCACAAUCUUCAAAGCGGGUCGUGAGAGAAGAUACCAACAAUGGCAGUGCGUGGAGGAAUGUUGGUGCAAAGCUGAGUCUGGCAGACGCGACGCAAUUCGUUGGUACAUGCCAAACGAUGUGUCCGGAGAAAGAAAUUUCCGAAAGGAUUCUGCAGCGAGACAUCUCAUUCUUCGAGACACAAGGGGGUCAACCGGAUGCGGCAAUGGCGGUGAAAAAGUAUCGCCGGUCCGCGGCCAUCAGUGAGAACCCGCAGCCGGAGGAAGUUCGACCACCCGCCGUGCUCGUCCGCACCAUGGAGUAUCUAAAACAAAUUUGCGACAACACUGAGCGCUCUUUUGUCGAUGUUCACAAUUUUGUUUGGGAUAGAACUCGGUCUCUGCGGCAGGACUUCACAUUUCAAGGUGUGAUGGAUGAGCAAUGCAUUAAGGUGAACGAAGAAAGUGUUCGCUUCCAUAUCAUGUCAGAACACCGCCUCACUGGCACCGACCCAGACAAGUUUUCGUCGAAGCAAAACAGAGAGCAGCUGGACAAGUGCUUUAUCUCACUUCGGGAGAUGUACGAUCUGAGGCGAGAGAAGGGCCUUCCCACAGCUCCCAACGAGGCGGAGAUGCAAGCGUACUACAUACUAACGCAGAUGUCAAACGCCCAAACUUGUGUCCAGCUGUGUACGGGGUUUGAGAGGAAAAUUCGGAACAGUGUGCCGGUUCAGUUUGCUCUGCAUAUAGUGAAAUCGGCAUCAUCGUCAAUUGGGAACUAUUAUGCUUACUUUGCGUGUGUAAGGGCUGCCCCAUACUUAAUGUCCUGCUUGUUGCAAACGCAGUUUACACGAAUCCGGUGCCACGCUUUAUCGGUGCUCAAUUCUACACAUGGAAACGCAUCCAGUUCAGAUACUAUAGCAGUUUCAGAUCUGACAUCACAACUUGGCUUUGAUGGGCACGAGGACACAGUCGAAUUCUGCUCGAUUCUUGGGCUGAAUCCUGCGCAUGGAUUAGGAAACGCUCAUGUUGAGGCGAUUCAAUUGCCAUCCCAGAGUUUUAGCGAGGCCAAUGCGUAUAAGUGGAAACGGAGGCCAUCCAAACUCGUAGAGAGCAAGUCCGCUGGUCUGACUUGCUCUGAUAUUAUCGCAGGGUCAGGUGCACAGGAUUAUGACCUCUCGAAAUUACCAUGUGUCACUUCAGCAAGUUUGCGUUCUAAGAAACCUGUUAGCUUUCCAGGAGCUGGCUCUACGGGGCCCAUACCUGUGCCUGCACAGCUGCGUUCUUUGCACGAUCGUCAAGAGGUGCCUGAAGUGAGCCUUGUUUCAACUCCGACGACCGCACCUAAGAAGCCAUCGAUUCUUGAUCGGUUAAGCGGCCGAAUGCCAGGACGACUCUCCUCCGAUGCACCAUUCUCCGGUCGACCAUUGAGUGCCCCUCGCGAGGCCGCCAGUGUCCAGAAAGAAACCCCACCAGUGCCACCAUUAUUAGCUGAAAGACCGCACCUGCCCCAACCUGACGCGGGUCACGAAGCGGUCAAAAAUGCGAUUACUCCAGUAGUACCAAAAGGUGAACGUCCUCAGGGAGCUUCCAUAUUUUCGGAUGGGACAUACUGCACCCCCCAUGAUUCUUCAAAGCGAAAGAGAGUACGAUUUAAUUUAGAAGGUGUCAAUCAGAGCAACCCAACCUCGGUGCAAGAGGAAGCAGAAACACAGCUUGAAAGACUGAAAAGGCAAAGACCAGAAACCACACAGAUUACUCCUGUUAGCGGAGGCCUGCAAGAACCUAGCCAGCUGCAACCAACUGCGAAUGGCAUUAUUAGGGAUACACGUUCCGAAAUCGCGCAUGGCAGAGAUGCACCGGCACCUGCUCAGAUCAAUCAUCAGGCGGAAGCGGAGGCGAAGGCUAGAUCAGAGAAAAUCCAGCACGAGCAAGCGAAGGCUGCUGAAGAGCUCAAACACAAGGAAAUGUUUGAAAGAGCCAUUGUCCGGAGAAAAGAGGAAUUAGAACAAGCUCGCAAGGAGCUUGAGCGGGAAACUGAACGUGCUGAGGCCUUUGCUGAUUUUGAAAGAACCGUAUCGACGUGUGUAGACACUGCGCAAACAUUGAAAGCUCAGUUGGUCAGAAUUCAAAAGUCUUUUGAGGGGUUUUCAAGAUUUGAUGGACUGCCUUCGGGCCGUUGGGAACGAUGCAGGGAAACAAAUGGGCAACUUGAAGAGAUUGCUGAAGACCUGUAUCGUUGUCACGGAGAAGUGCACAAAGUGAAACCAUUAACCGCAUUGGGUGAAGAGGCGAAGCGAGCCCUUCUGGAAGACCUUUCUGCUUUGGACAGCCUCGGCAAAGACGUCUGGAAACUGGUUUGGAAAGCAGAAGCAACUUGUUUGCAUGCUCGAGAGCGGAUUGGUGGCUCGCGUUUAGAUAGUUGCAACUAAUGCCCUUGUAAGAGAAACUUUUUUAACGACAUGUCUUGUUGCGAGAGACAGUCUUGCGAGGGCCAGUGGGGGUGAGGAGAAAAUGUGUUCCAGUCGGAAUGUCAGGCCUGAAAGAUAAAUCGCUGGACAGGCACCUCUGUCAAUUGGUUUAUUGCGAAACAUAAGGACUCAAUAAGGAAGAUGGAAUCUCAUGCCGUUCGCUACGACGGUGCUGUUCCUCCUGACGGUAAAUAUUCUGAAGCGGCGCACUGCAUCACAUCAAGGUCUGCAACUUUUGUCGUUUUGGCUGCUGAUUUUUCGGAUUGUGGUUAGCAGGAACGUCUUCCGUGUCGAGAAUCACACGUGCUUCACUGAACUUGUACAAAACCUGCUAGAAGCACAAAUUUUUGGCCUGAUGGGCAUUUAACUAUGACUAAACUAACUAAAAACUAUGAAUAA